GUCAGACACCGUUUAUCARAUUGCCAGAACUGCGAACCAAUCAGAUCGAAAACUCGAGAACUUGGAUCUGGAGAAAACAUGCCUAUGUUAUGYCUCAAGUUUUGCAUUCUUGCAAUUUUGCUGACCUUCGCAGAUCCUCUUACAGAAGCUGCAGCUCGCGUAAAGAGAAAUUUGGCGCAUCCAUAUUCACCCAAGAUUACUUCAGAGCUAAAAAGGGAAGUUAUUGGUCWCGUUGGUAACAUUGCGUCGUUCACUGUGGAAACCACCAACACGCUCUAUUUUGUGACAUCCU
This is a messenger RNA of Exaiptasia diaphana, 292 nucleotides long. RefSeq lists its product as uncharacterized. The record is from RefSeq and is a predicted model, not a curated record. Lineage: Eukaryota; Metazoa; Cnidaria; Anthozoa; Actiniaria; Aiptasiidae.